Molecule: messenger RNA, 2216 nt
Organism: Triplophysa dalaica
Lineage: Eukaryota; Metazoa; Chordata; Actinopteri; Cypriniformes; Nemacheilidae
Gene: slc36a4
Product: solute carrier family 36 member 4
Exons: 12
Coding region: 338-1807 (489 amino acids)
Biological process (GO): amino acid transmembrane transport; L-alanine transport
Cellular component (GO): vacuolar membrane
Molecular function (GO): L-proline transmembrane transporter activity; L-alanine transmembrane transporter activity
Source: RefSeq, a predicted model, not a curated record
CAAGCGGAGGUGAAGUUGGCCCAGUGUGUGACCAUUUUCUGCUGUGAUCCAGUGUAAAUCCAGACCCGGACUCACUUUUAUUUACCUGUGGCUCUUCCCCAAUGGCAUGUCAUCAUUCUAAGGUCGGAUCAUCUUAUCGCUCGGGUUGUUUCGAGAGGAUAUCUGCUCCAGAACACCGCCGGUGAUGAUCGCACAUCAAACCGGAGAGAGAACCGGAGGAGCGGCUGUGAUUUAUGCGCUCCUUCGCUGAUUCAUUGAGUGCCACAUCAUCAGAGCUCAACACACCUGUGAUAUAACCAGCUACUGUAAACACACAUCUCCAGAUGAGCGGCGGAACAUGGGCUCAACUGAUCAACUAGACAUGGAGGUUAUGACCCCUCUGAUGGAAGGGGGAGAAGGUGAGGAAGAGGACGUGGAUGAAGACGAAGUGCAAAAGUCUCAAGGCAUCACAUUUACUCAAACUCUGCUGCAUCUCCUGAAGGGGAAUAUCGGCACUGGGCUGCUCAGCCUUCCUCUAGCAGUGAAGAAUGCUGGGAUAGUGCUUGGUCCGGUUAGUCUGGUGUUGAUGGGUGUGGUGUGUGUUCACUGCAUGCACGUCCUGGUCCACUGCAGCCAUCAGCUCAGCGAGCGGUUAAAACGUCCCCCCCUCGGUUAUAGUGACACAGUCGCUGUUGCCAUGGAUAUGAGUUCAUUCCAGUGCCUGAGGAAAGGUGCUCAUUUUGGGAGGCAGUUAGUGAAUUUCUUCUUGGUUUUGACCCAGCUGGGUUUCUGUAGCGUCUACUUCGUGUUCCUGGCAGAAAACAUCAAACAGGUGAUGGAAGGCGCUAGUUUGAACACAUCCAUGGAGCAUGUGGUGCUAUUCUCCAAUACCUCUGAGGACGGCGUUGUCUCUCCGCAUCCACCUUCUGUCGCCGUGACAACGGGGCUGGACCUUCGGCUAUAUAUGGUCUUCCUCCUUCCAUUCAUCAUCAUCCUGACCUUCAUCAGAGACCUGCGAAACAUGGCAGCUCUCUCCGCUAUAGCUAACCUCUGCAUGGCCAUCAGCCUCAUCCUGAUCUUCACAUACAUCCUCAACGACUUGAGUGAUCCCAGACAACUGCAGUUUUCCUCCACAUGGCGCAAAUAUCCUUUCUUCUUUGGAACAGCCAUCUUUGCUUUUGAAGGAAUUGGAGUGGUUCUUCCUUUGGAAAAUCAAAUGCGAGAGCCGAAACGCUUCCCCCAAGCUCUUAAUAUUGGCAUGGGUGUCAUCAUAGUUUUGUACGUGACCCUGGCGACGAUGGGAUACCUUCGCUUUGGAGACGACAUCAAAGGAAGCAUCACUCUUAACCUUCCACAUGACUGGUCCAAUCAACUGGUGAAGAUCUUGUACUCGUUCGGUGUGUUUGUGAGUUUCGCUGUGCAGUUUUUCGUGCCGGCUGAGAUUCUGUCUCCGCCCGUGUGCGAGCGGGUCAGGAAAACCUGGAGACGGGCGGCUGAUCUGAGUCUUCGAGCCCUGCUCGUCUGCCUCACCUGUGUAACAGCCAUCAUGAUACCGCGCUUGGACUUGGUGAUCUCAUUGGUCGGUGCGGUGAGCAGCUCAGCGCUGGCGCUCAUCUUUCCUCCUCUGGUGGAGCUCAUCGCGCAUCCCAGCCAACCUCCCCCUCCUCUCCUCCUCCUCAAAGAUCUCUCCAUCGCUGCCCUGGGCUUUAUCGGCUUCCUGGCAGGAACCUACGUGACUGUGGAGGAGAUCAUUUAUCCUGACGACCAAAGGCAGAGCCAUCUCCAUGACGAUGGCACCUGGACCACACCUACUACCUCACCUCCCUAAUGACCACACCCAUAAACGCAGGACCAAUCCAAUAUGACUGUGGGAACACCAGGCGUAGGACCAAUGCCUUUCAUAGGACCAAGAGCUGGCCUGAUAGGGGUUGAGCCUUUUUUAUGGCUCAAUUUGUUUUUCAUUUCACAGACACACAUUUCUGUGUGUUGAAGUGCGUACGUAUGUGUGUGUAUGUUGGUGAAUGAUGGGAUGUGUGGUAAAUAAUUUCUCCCGCAGGCUUAUGGACUUCAUGACUCCACCCUAUUUGUAGACAGAAUGGCUUUCGCUCAUUCUGGUCUCUUGGACUGUUUGGUGUGACAGCCUGUCAGCAUUUUGGGAGAAAUAUUGCACAGUAUUAUAUGGACCCUGUACUUGUUUGCUGACUUCAGAGUUUAUUAAUAAAUUAAUCUUUACUCUA